AAAGCCCCACCCUUGGCUUAGGCAGCGCCAUGACGACUGAAAUUGGUUGGUGGAAGCUGACUUUCCUCCGGAAAAAGAAAUCCACUCCCAAGGUGCUGUAUGAGAUCCCUGACACCUAUGCCCAAACAGAGGGAGAUGCAGAACCCCCAAGGCCUGACACUGGAGGCCCCAACAGCGACUUUAGCACCCGCCUGGAGAAGAUUGUGGACAAGAGCACAAAGGGCAAGCACGUCAAGGUCUCCAACUCAGGACGCUUCAAGGAGAAGAAGAAAGUGAGAGCCACGCUGGCAGAGAACCCUAACCUCUUUGAUGAUCAUGAGGAAGGACGGUCAUCAAAGUGAAGGGCUGAGGAGGGUGCUAGCACCUCCUGGCUCCCUGCCAUCAGCCAGAUCUGAGACAGGACCUUGCCAUGCUGGCCUCUUUGGCCAUAGCUGAAGUUGCGGGGGCAGUUGAUACCUGCUGGCAGGAAAUGGCUGGUUUUUAGGUUUGUAUUUAUGUGCCUCCACUUUUGUAAGGCCUGGGAGAUCCCAGGGUCUUCCACCCUCCCCCUGACCACAUACAAAGGCACUCUAGUUCAAGGGUGAAAACUCUCACCCAGGAGGAACAGCCCUCCUUGAAGUAAUGGCAGGGCCAGCAGGGAGGUGGGCAUGGCAGGGAAUGGAGAGAGUGAGCCAGACAGACUUCACCUCCUUACUGGACACAGGGUCAAGGGUGAGUUUCAAUUGCUGCUCCCUUUACUUUCUCUACCUGUGACUACUCCCUGGACCAAUCCUGAGGAGGGCACAUUUUCCAGAAGCCACGUGAUAGGGGCUGGUUUCUGUGGAGCCAGAGGCAGAGACACUAAACUUGAGCUCACCUCCUAACACCGGCAGUAAACUUCCUGGAACUUUGCCCUCAGGUAUGGAGGGGGCAGAGGACCCUGGCACUCUGUUAGGGUGCUGUAGAAGACUAGAUUGAUGGUAGUUUGGCCUGUUGGUUCCUGUUUUGGCCAUGACUUUUGCAGGUGGCAAGUCACACACCCUCGAAGGGAAGCUACACGGGCCAAAUUGGGGGAGUGGGUGGGGAAUUUUCUCCUCUCCCUCCCCUACUAUAAUAGUAUUUAAGACAUAUCAGCUCCAGAGAUGAGUCCUGGAGCCUUGAAUUUUGUUUAACAAAAUAAUUGUAGGUUUCUCUCUGUAAUAACAACGCUGGAAAAGCAGAGAACCUCUUUUAUGCUCA
Symphalangus syndactylus (siamang) is the source of this 1218-nucleotide messenger RNA. RefSeq names its product proline rich 15 like (gene PRR15L). NCBI's taxonomy places the organism in Eukaryota, Metazoa, Chordata, Mammalia, Primates, Hylobatidae. The record is from RefSeq and is a predicted model, not a curated record.